GAUUUUCAUUCCAUUCUCAAAGAUGCAGUAACACUUGUGCCAUUUCGUGAUUAUUGCCUGGCUGAAGCAUUAACGUAUGUGCCAAUAUGUGAAAGACCAAAAAUUGCAUUGGUAUGCAAAAAAUGGAAAAGUAUCCUUGAUGUUUCUUGGUUUAUAGUCAAAAAACUUGAAUUAAUUUAUUGGCGAUAUGAUGAGUAUCCAAGUUGUUUGGCUAAAUAUCCAACAAGCGAUGGAGGAUUCUGUCUUAUAAAGUCACUGCUUAAUAAAUGUGGUCGUUAUUUAACAACAUUAGACUUGACAGCUUAUGAUAAUUGUAAGAUAGUGCCAGUUAUCAAUGAAUUGUGUCCAAACCUUGUAACACUUCGCUUGAGAUUCACCAACAUGGACCAAGCAAUAUUAGCCAAUACAUUCACACGUCUAUCCAAACUAAAAUCGUUAACAAUUAUAUUUCAAAAUAUAAAGACUUUUCAGUUGUUAUCCGUUGUUGCUUUAAUGAAUUCAUUGAAGAACGUUGCUAAUACAUUGACUGAUUUAAGUCUUUUGAGAUGGACUGAUGAAAUAAUCCCCACCACUGAUUUUACAAAAGUAAUAAAUGAUGUGAUUCGUGACUUGACGGCUCUGAAAAGUUUGGAAGUUUCUGGUAUAGGAAUUGCUUCAGAUUUAUACUCUUAUCUGAAAGACAAUGGAAUUUUCUAUACUAACCACACUUUACAUUUUGUAAAAACUCUUCCUGUAUCAGAUCCAUUCAUAAAUAUCAAGAAAUUGAAAAUGCUGGAAUGCAGCAUAACAGAUAAUGAAUUGUAUACUAUUGCCAAUUCUUUCAAGCACUUAUUAUUAUUGCAGAUAAAUAGUCGCCAAGGAACCGAUAAUGGUGUAGUAGCACUUUCAAAGAUGAAUAAUUUACAAUAUGUACUUAUUGACGGCUUGACUAAUAUCACUGAUUCUUCAGUCAAACUGCUGAAAAACCUGAUAACAUUAGGCUUACCAUGCAGCAAUAAAGUUACUGAUGAUUCAGUCUUAACAGUUCUUGAAAAUUCACCAAACAUGAAUGCGCUCGCUGUUUACGGCGUAAAUGUAACUGCUAAGCUCGUAAAAAAAGCAGCAGCAAUAUUAGAAAAACGAGAAAAACGUCUCGUCUUAUAUGUUUUAUAUAUGCCAGAUUUACAACAAUAUGAAUCACCAUAUCUUGAAUUGCGUUUCUAUCAGAAAUUAAACGGAAAAACAAUGAUACAUAUCGGUACAAGUGCCUACGCAAAAGCACAAAUCUCAUAAUCGCCGGUUUUUUCAUUUGGCACUGGUUUCGAAAUGUACUAUUUAGAUUUUGAAAUAUAACGCGAAAUAUCAUUAAUUAAAUAUAUUAAUCAUACAUUAAGAAUAAAAAAAAUCAAUUGCAUAACUCUAUGGUUCUAUAAUUUCAU
Aphidius gifuensis is the source of this 1418-nucleotide messenger RNA. RefSeq lists its product as uncharacterized. Gene Ontology annotation, cellular component: SCF ubiquitin ligase complex. The coding region runs from base 382 to 1272 and encodes 296 amino acids. The record is from RefSeq and is a predicted model, not a curated record. Gene Ontology annotation, biological process: SCF-dependent proteasomal ubiquitin-dependent protein catabolic process. The transcript is spliced from 3 exons. Lineage: Eukaryota; Metazoa; Arthropoda; Insecta; Hymenoptera; Braconidae.